UAUUGUAUAUGCAAUUUUUGGUAUACCUCUUGUAUUGGCUAUAUUAAGCCAAUUUGGUAAAACACUUACCACUUUUGUUAGCGAUGUUUGGAUGAGGUAUCGAGAGUUUAUUAAAGGUUAUACGAAAGGGCAACGCAUUGCAAUAGCCAAACAACAACAAAAAUUGCGGGAUUGCAGGUGGAAGUACAUACGGAAUAUCCUAAAUGUUGAGGAAGGUAAUAUAGAGUCAAAUCAUCGAUUACUUAAUAAUCCACCAUCCGAAACAACUGAAGCAGUAGAUGAUGAUGAAAAAGUUGAAAGCAGAACAAUACCAGUUUGGCUUGCAUUAUUUAUUUGCAUUGCUUGGAUAUGUAUAUGUGCGGGUUUAUUUUGCCUCUGGGAAACACGCUGGUCCUAUUUCACUUCUCUUUAUUUUUUCUUCAUUUCAUUAUCUACCAUUGGCCUUGGUUAG
Acanthocheilonema viteae is the source of this 451-nucleotide messenger RNA. The record is from the annotation of a GenBank genome assembly. Lineage: Eukaryota; Metazoa; Nematoda; Chromadorea; Rhabditida; Onchocercidae.